AUGUUUGCCAGCAGGAGGAAGCAGCACUACUGGGCUUACUCCAUGGACUGCAGCGGGAGCGAGGCUCACAUCUCCAGCUGCAAACUGGGCAGCCACCUGGCCGUGGGCGCGGGGAAGAACGCGACGUGCGAGAACGGGCUGCCCGCCGUCGUCAGCUGCGUCCCCGGCCGGGCCUUCGCCCCCAGCAGCCACAGCGGCUUCCGAAAAGCCUUCAGGCAGGAGCAACCACUGGUGAGGCUGAAAGGAGGAGCCAACACGGGCGAGGGACGAGUGGAAGUGCUGAAAAACGGGGAGUGGGGGACGGUUUGUGACGACAACUGGAACCUGGUGUCGGCCAGCGUGGUGUGCCGGGAGCUGGGCUUUGGCAGCGCCAAGGAGGCCAUCACAGGAGCAAGGCUGGGCCAAGGGAUGGGCCCAAUCCACCUGAACGAGAUCGACUGCACAGGCUUUGAGAAGUCAGUCACGGACUGCAAGUUCAACACCGAGUCCCAGGGCUGCAACCACGAGGAGGAUGCUGCUGUGAGGUGCAACGUCCCCGCCAUGGGUUUCCAGAACCAGCUGCGCCUGAGCGGAGGCCGCAACCCCUACGAGGGCAGGGUGGAGGUCCUGGCCGAGCGCAACGGCACCCUGAGGUGGGGCACGGUCUGCAGCGACAACUGGGGCACCGUGGAGGCCAUGGUGGUGUGCAGGCAGCUGGGGCUGGGCUUCGCCAGCCACGCCUUCCAGGAAACCUGGUACUGGCACGGGGACGUGAGCGCCGACAGCGUGGUCAUGAGCGGGGUCAAGUGCUCGGGGACGGAGAUGUCGCUGGCCCACUGCCGGCACGACGGAGCCCACGUGUCCUGCCCCAGGGGAGGGGGCAGGUUUGGAGCUGGGGUGUCCUGCUCAGAGACCGCCCCCGACCUGGUGCUGAACGCGGAGCUGGUGGAGCAGACGGCCUACCUGGAGGACAGGCCCAUGUUCAUGCUGCAGUGUGCCCUGGAGGAGAACUGCCUGGCCAGCUCUGCUGCCAACACCUCCAUCACCUCGGGGUACCGGCGCCUGCUGCGCUUCUCCUCCCAGAUCCACAACAACGGCCAGUCCGACUUCCGCCCCAAGAACGGCCGCCACGCCUGGGUCUGGCACGACUGCCACCGGCACUACCACAGCAUGGAGGUUUUCACCCACUACGACCUCCUGAACCUCAAUGGCACCAAGGUGGCCGAGGGACACAAAGCCAGUUUCUGCCUGGAGGACACGGAAUGUGAAGCAGAUGUGCAGAAGCAGUACGAGUGUGCCAAUUUUGGGGAGCAGGGGAUCACCGUGGGCUGCUGGGACGUGUAUCGGCACGACAUCGACUGCCAGUGGAUCGACAUCACCGACGUCCCACCCGGGGAUUACCUUUUCCAGGUCGUCAUCAACCCCAACUACGAAGUGGCCGAGUCGGAUUAUUCCAACAACGUGAUGAAGUGCCGGAGCCGCUACGACGGGCAGCGCAUCUGGAUGUACAGCUGCCACAUAGGUGGUUCCUUCAGCGAGGAAACGGAGCAGAAAUUCGACCACUUCAGCGGACUCACAAAUAACAGAGUGGCCACCCGGUAAUGGGACCCCCCCUCCCCACUAUUUAAAGAAGGCAGGACUCCUGCCUUGCUCCUUCCCAAACCACUGCACCACCAGGAAAUCAAGGAAACGCUCCAGCUCCGAAUCUCCAGGUGAAUUCUCUCCUGCAGACGCCUUCGCUCCCCACCCCUCCUGCGGCCCCGGAGCCCCAAACCCUCCUUGGCUCCGUGUCCUCCCCGCUCCAACCUCCUCCAGAGGCUCCUCCCUCCACUCUGUGUCCCCUCACAGCCGCCUUGCCUUCGUUUGGGCACCAACAACCCCAAAAAGUGGCUUCCCCCUUCGCUCUCAAGGCCUUCAUUUGGCAUCUUCGAGCUCUUUUCCACGCCCCGAACGUUUGUGCUGCUGCUUCUUGCACAGCUCCUCCUCCUCCUCCUCAGGCAAAGAAAUACAAA
Messenger RNA from Manacus vitellinus (golden-collared manakin), 1991 nucleotides. Its product is annotated as lysyl oxidase homolog 2. NCBI's taxonomy places the organism in Eukaryota, Metazoa, Chordata, Aves, Passeriformes, Pipridae. The transcript is spliced from 10 exons. Gene Ontology annotation, cellular component: membrane. Gene Ontology annotation, molecular function: protein-lysine 6-oxidase activity; copper ion binding. The record is from RefSeq and is a predicted model, not a curated record. Bases 1 to 1581 code for a protein of 526 amino acids. Gene Ontology annotation, biological process: peptidyl-lysine oxidation.